CUCGGAAUUUAGCCCCACCUCACGGACUAACUCCGACCCCAGGUGCUUGUAGCUCGGGGUAGUGUUUCUGAAACUGGGCGGCUCUCGGUUCCGGGCCCUUGGCUCCUGUUCCGGAAAGCCGGAAUCCUGCUGCACAAUGCCCCAUCUUGGGGGACCCCUGCGCCGCGGGGUCUGGGCUGCGCUGCUCGCCCAGCUCCUGCGACCUCCCCGCGCUGUGUGCGUCCGGGCGGUUGGUUGUCACAGCCAGGUUGCAGAGGCAGUGUUAACAUCCCAACUGAAACCACAUCAAGAAAAACCGCAUUUUGUCAUCAAGGUUCCAAAGGGCACCAGGGAUUUAAGUCCUCAACAGAUGGUUGUGAGGGAAAAAAUUCUUAAUAAGAUUAUCAGCUGCUUUAAACGUCAUGGGGCAAAAGGGUUGGAUACGCCAGCAUUUGAGCUAAAAGAAAUGCUCACUGAGAAGUAUGAAGACAACUUCGGUCUCAUGUAUGAUUUGGAGGAUCAAGGUGGAGAGUUGCUGUCUCUCCGUUAUGACCUCACCGUCCCUUUUGCUCGAUAUAUGGCCAUGAAUAAAUUGAAGAAGAUGAAACGGUAUCAAGUUGGAAAGGUGUGGCGUCGAGAGAGCCCAGCCAUAGUCCAGGGCCGCUACCGGGAGUUCUGCCAGUGCGAUUUUGACAUUGCGGGUGAGUUUGACCCUAUGAUCCCUGAUGCAGAAUGUUUGAAGAUCAUGUGUGAAAUCCUAAGUGGAUUGCAACUGGGGGACUUUGUCAUUAAGGUAAAUGACCGGCGGGUUAUAGAUGGGAUAUUUGCUGUCUGUGGUGUUCCUGAGAGCAAGUUCCGUACCAUCUGCUCCUCAGUGGACAAACUAGACAAGAUUUCUUGGGAAGAUGUGAGACAUGAGAUGGUGGCAAAGAAAGGCCUAGCUCCUGAGGUGGCUGAUCGAAUUGGAGCCUAUAUCCAAUGCCAUGGAGGAAUAUCCCUGGUAGAGGAGAUGUUUAAGAAUCCCAGACUGUCCCAAAGCCAGCUGGCCCUGCAGGGCCUGCGGGACCUGAAGCUGCUCUUUGAAUACCUGACUUUAUUUGGAAUUGCUGACAAGAUCUCCUUUGACCUGAGUCUGGCCCGGGGUCUAGACUAUUACACAGGAGUGAUUUACGAAGCAGUGCUGCUACAGCCUCCAGCUCAGGCUGGAGAGGAGACUCUGAGUGUGGGCAGUGUAGCUGCCGGUGGGCGCUAUGACAGGCUGGUAGGCCAGUUUGAUCCAAAGGGCCAUAACGUGCCUUGUGUGGGGUUGAGCAUUGGAGUAGAGAGAAUCUUCUACCUUGUGGAGCAGAAGAUGAAGAUUUCUGGUGAGAAGGUUCGAACCACAGAGACGCAAGUGUUUGUGGCCACACCCCAGAAGAACUUUCUCCGAGAACGGCUGAAGAUAAUUGCAGAGCUUUGGGAUGCUGGGAUCAAGGCAGAGAUGUUAUAUAAAAUCAACCCUAAACUGUUACCCCAGCUGCACUAUUGUGAGAAAGCAGACAUUCCUCUGAUGGUCAUUAUUGGUGAGCAAGAACAGAAUGAAGGUGUCAUCAAGCUCCGCUCAGUGGCCAGCAGAGAAGAAGUGACCAUUAAUCGAGAAAAUCUUGUGGCUGAAAUUCAGAAGCGACUGUCCGAGUCCUGAUUGCUGCCUAAUUUCAUCUGCUGCCCUUAGAAGGAAAGUUUUCAUCUAGGACUGAGUUCUGGUGGACUUUACAACACUGUCCAGAAUGGAUGUUGUACAAGUGCCUUCUGCCUCUCUCCAUGCUGGAUACAGAAUUACAGAAGGGCCUGAGAUCUCAUGGAUUAGUGAUAGCGGUUACUCUGCUUGAGAUGGCUGUCAUGCCAAAGAGGCAUGCUCUAGCUGCAGAGGCAGACCUGAAGUGCCUCUGAAGUCUGUCAAGAGAUGUUAAGAUGGUUGCCAUGAACAAGGCUCUAGAAGAGUUGCCUCAGUCUGAGACCCUGAACCACUGAAAUGAGAAGCUUUACUUUUGACUAUCUUGAGAACCAGAUUCUGGAGAAUUUGUCUACAUUGGACUAUGGGCUGUCCAUGGAAUAUUAAAAGGACAGCAAGCAUGGACAGUGAACAGAGAGGAUGUCAAGGACUUGGCAGUGCAUCUGUUGGUUCUUCCAGUAACCAGUAGAAGGUUGGGGCUAUUUAAUAAUCUUGAACAUUGAACUUAAUGGAUGAUAAAUUAGUGAUCUGAUAUUUUGAGAUUUUGGACACAAUUGCCUUUGCCACAGUUAACGUUUUCUGUAUUUUUCCACACCCUGCACUGGAGGUGUUCUAGAAGUGGGCAUGUAAUAUGUUACAUUUUAAAAAAUGGACUAGUGGGUUAGAGAUGGCUCACUGGUUAAGGGUGCAUAUUGCUUUUGCAGAGGACCAGAAUUCAGUUCCCAGCACCCACACUAGGGUGAUUACAGCUCUCUGUAACUCCAGGACCAGGGAGUCUGAGGCCCUCCUCUGGGCUCCAUAGACACCUGCACUUAUUGUGCAUGUACUCAUGCACAGACGCAUCCAUGUGAUUAAGAAUAAAAUAAUUCUAAAAGUG
This is a messenger RNA of Psammomys obesus (fat sand rat), 2567 nucleotides long. RefSeq names its product histidyl-tRNA synthetase 2, mitochondrial (gene Hars2). NCBI's taxonomy places the organism in Eukaryota, Metazoa, Chordata, Mammalia, Rodentia, Muridae. Gene Ontology annotation, cellular component: mitochondrion; cytoplasm. The coding region runs from base 137 to 1660 and encodes 507 amino acids. The transcript is spliced from 13 exons. Gene Ontology annotation, biological process: histidyl-tRNA aminoacylation. Gene Ontology annotation, molecular function: identical protein binding; ATP binding; histidine-tRNA ligase activity. The record is from RefSeq and is a predicted model, not a curated record.